CCAAUCUCUUCUCUUCACUUGUUCACAGCAAAUUGGAUUGAUCACCAUCCCUGCCAGAUGGCUUGCUACGACCUGUGCUCCACUGCUGUUGGUGGCAUCACCCGUCCCCAGCCCCUUGCUGACAGCGGGAAUGAGCCGUGUGUCCGUCAGUGCCCCGACUCCACGACUGUGAUCCAGCCGCCCCCAGUCGUCGUCACCUUCCCCGGCCCCAUCCUCAGCUCCUUCCCUCAGGAAUCUGUUGUGGGAUCCUCUGGAGCACCCGUCCUUGGGGGCUAUGGGGGUUACGGCUCCCUGGGCUAUAGGGGCUCCGGCUCCCUUGGCUACGGGGGCUUGUAUGGCUAUGGGGGCUAUGGCUCCCUGGGCUUUGGGGGUCUGUAUGGAUAUGGGGGUUCCUCUCUGGGUUACAGGGGUCUGUAUGGCUAUGGUAGAUCCUAUGGUUCUGGCUCUUGCAGCCCAUACUUCUACAGGUACAGCCAUGGCAACUGUGGGCCCUGCUAAAUCCCACAGAAAUAUCCCUUGACCAAAGAAUGACUGGCAAAUGAACGAUACAAUCUUGAUCCUCAUCUGAGCUUCUGAGUAAGGGGCAGAUCGUCCAAGACUUCCACUUAAUACAGUGGAGUCAGAACAGCUCCAUAAAUUACACUUCUCAUUUCCUUCUUCAUUUGUUUCAUCUCCUCUUUCUUGCCUCUGUCAGUGGCCAAAUGUAUAACUCCACCAUCAUCCCAGAAAACACAUGCUUCUCUCUGAAACCACCACUGCCUGGGAGAAGCCUGACGGAACAGCUCUCUUGAAGCGCGCAGGCACAAUAUGCCUGCCCCUGCCUUAGGUGUCUUCCUCAAGCGGGAGUUUUUCUGCUCUUGCAAUAAAAAAAAUCUUGCAUCCCA
Tyto alba (common barn owl) is the source of this 884-nucleotide messenger RNA. Its product is annotated as scale keratin-like. Gene Ontology annotation, molecular function: structural constituent of cytoskeleton. Gene Ontology annotation, cellular component: intermediate filament. The transcript is spliced from 2 exons. NCBI's taxonomy places the organism in Eukaryota, Metazoa, Chordata, Aves, Strigiformes, Tytonidae. Bases 58 to 498 code for a protein of 146 amino acids. The record is from RefSeq and is a predicted model, not a curated record.